Molecule: messenger RNA, 2345 nt
Organism: Myxocyprinus asiaticus (Chinese sucker)
Lineage: Eukaryota; Metazoa; Chordata; Actinopteri; Cypriniformes; Catostomidae
Product: protein canopy homolog 3
Exons: 6
Coding region: 294-1124 (276 amino acids)
Cellular component (GO): endomembrane system
Molecular function (GO): signaling receptor binding
Source: RefSeq, a predicted model, not a curated record
CAGCAUAGGUAAAUUGCACAGGCAAAAAUACAUGAAUACACUUCAAUUAAAUGUUAUUUAUAACAUUUGUCGUGCAAAACAUGUGACCUCUCGACCCCGCCCACUUUUUUUAUUGGCUCUCUUCUGCCACUUCGACGUCGGUGAUUGGUCCGAUCGUUAGCGACUGCGUCAACCUGCAACAACGGAAGUGAAAGCUUCAGAUGUAGCGGCUAGUCAAAUAAGCGUUAACCGCACUGUAACACUCUUCAUUUUAUAUCUUUCGCACUAACAAAAAAAUAAAUAAAAAAUAAAAAAUGAAGGUUUUUAUCUGCAUUGUGUUGUUUUUCGUAAGUGCUGCAGCUGCUAACAAAAGCGGGGACGAUGACUGGGUGCAUCUGCCAAAUAAAUGUGAAGUAUGCAAAUUUGUGAGUAUUGAGAUGAAGUCUGCGUUUGAGGAGACUGGUAAAACAAAAGAAGUGAUAGAGACCAACUACCGCUUCCUGGAUGAUAAAGGUGCACCGCCAAUCAAAUAUGUUAAAUCUGAUAUCCGUUUCAUAGAGGUGAUGGAGAAUGUUUGUUCAAGGAUCAUGCAGUACAAUCUACACAAAGAAAGGGAUGGCAGCAAUCGAUUUGCAAAGGGCAUGUCUGAGACAUUUUCAACCUUACAUAACCUGGUCAAUAAAGGGGUGAAGGUGGUAAUGGACAUUCCUUAUGAACUGUGGAACGAGACCAGUGCAGAAGUGGCUGACCUCAAGAAACAGUGUGACGUGAUGGUGGAGCAGUAUGAAGAAGUGAUUGAAGACUGGUAUAAAGGCAACCAGGAGGAAGAUCUCACUACUUACCUGUGUGAGAAACAUGUGCUGAAAGGACAAGACACAGCCUGUCUAAAUGAGGCAUGGUCCGGGAAAAAGGGAGACACGGCGGCCAUCGCAGAGGACAAGAAGAAAAAGAAAGGCAAAAAGAAGAAGAGUAAAGACAGUGAGGACAGUCAGAAAAAAGAUAAGAAAAUGAAGAGGAAGAAGAAAAAGUCCAAGCUUCCUGAGACUGAGACCAGCAAGCGGAAAACUGAAGAGGUCGUAUACACCUCAGACGAGGAGCAGAUUCAAAAGAAAGUUCCUCUUAAGCAGGAUAAAACUGAACUCUGACAUGCCUCUCUUCAGAGCAUUUUUUUUUUUUUUUACUUUGUUUUAUGACACUUAAAUUUACAACUGAUUGAGUUUUAGACUGAAAAACAAAAUAAAAAAUUGUCUUUUUUUCUUGCAAAAAUAUCUAAACAUUCUUAAAACAAGAUUUAUUUAACAAUUUUUAACAAUUUGUGUAUGAUAAUAACACUUGCAUUGGCAAAUAUGCUUUUUUUUUUUUUUUUUUUUUUUGUUAAUAUAUGUAGUGAGAUUUCUGCUUAAUAGAAGAAUGCUGAUACAUCGUUGCUGAUAUUUUCUUUGAAAGCAAAUCAUACUGUCUUAAUCAAUUUUUUAAAGUACUUUUCUUAUUUUAAGGAUGUGUAGAUAUUAUACUGACAGUAGAAAAAUACUGAAUACAUUUUUUUUUUUUUUUUAAGCAGUCUAGUCCAUUAGUUGAAAUUAAAUAUAGGUCAAAGUGAACAUGUCCCAUGACAGCUCUGUUCAGAUAAAGCUAAAAUAAGUGGCCAUUUUCAGAUCCAGUAGCUGGUGCAAAAUGCACUUUUUGAGCAAUCAAAUCAGAGCUUUCAUUCAAACAUUUCUUAUGUUUGCUGCUCUUGCUGGUACAUAUUGGUGAUGUUUUACACAUGCUGGAAUCUUGCUUUCAGGAAAAGAACUGCAUUCACGUCAUGUCUGAAUUACCGUAAAACCGCAACUUACUGUAAAGAUCACAUCUCGGUGAUUAAACUCUGAACUGUUAUUCUGAAAGUACUUGUUUCCAUAGCAACAUUCAUAAUGCUAAUAAGGAUCCAUGUCCGGCUUUAUUGAUAAAGACAGUGAAAUUCUUAAUCACUGCAUUGUGUACAGAGCCUACUAAUUACACAAAUGUAUCUGUAUAAUCUUGCAACAUAUUUAAACGUGCACUCAGUAAUUUCCUCAUCAUUAAAUGUUUUACUCCUAAAGAAAUAAAAAGUGAUUAUGAAACAAAUGUAUAAAAUCAUACGCACUCCAGUCAUAUCAGUAACCUUAAAGCUGUUUUAUUUUACAUGGGAGAGGGUCCUCUCAUGGGGGCUGCCAUGUUAGGAUCACUUGACCAGCUAAAUAUUACUUAUUUGAAUGAUGCUGUAUGCAUGCCUCUAGAUUUUCAGAGAUGACUGCCAUAUUGACCAGCACAACAUGAACAAUAAAUUACUUGCACCUUAACGUCACCACAUCAGAUAAUAUUGUCUAUAUUAUCUAUAAUGACGU